Molecule: messenger RNA, 1200 nt
Organism: Suhomyces tanzawaensis NRRL Y-17324
Lineage: Eukaryota; Fungi; Ascomycota; Pichiomycetes; Serinales; Debaryomycetaceae
Exons: 1
Coding region: 218-775 (185 amino acids)
Molecular function (GO): heme binding
Source: RefSeq, a predicted model, not a curated record
UCUCCUGAAUACUUCAUUUUGCGUAUACUGAAAGCAGGUGUAGUGUAGUCUAUUCGUACUUGCUAAUGGAGAUUACGUAAUACGCGUAUUAUCAAAUCAUUGGAUCACGAUUAUAGAUCAAAUUCCAAAUGAUAGGAACAGGGCCCUUCUAAGUGACAGGCAUUCUAAACAUAGAUAUCACAGAACAGGACCCUUUGAUCCAAGUACAUAAUCAGGCAUGGCUAACGAGGAAAACCAGGUCCAGAACCCUCCCAAAAUCAACGCACCCAGCGUACCGAAACCCACCAGCUUAAACCAUGAAGCGCCCAUGAGCAAGCCCAUCUCUGCCCCAAGGUCAAGCUUGGCCCGUCCGGCUUCAACCUUUCCAGCAAUAAACUCGGCACAGAGAGCUUCUGGGGGCUUAGCAGUUCCAGGACAACAAAGUCGAAGAAAGGUGGUGUUGAAGCCAGGGCAUUCGCCUUUGGACUGGGCCCACCUCAACAGCAGUAAGCCCAAGCACAUCCUUCGGGGAGUUCCACCCAACACCCCACCACCACAGUAUGUGCAGAUUCCUAAGGAAGAGUUGAAAAAGCAUAAAACCCAGGAGGACUGUUGGACUUGUAUAAACGGACGAGUUUUCAACAUCACUCCAUACAUCAACUUUCAUCCAGGCGGUGUUGAGGAAAUCAUGAAGUGUGCGGGAAGAGAUGGCACUGCAUUAUUCAACAAGUAUCAUAGCUGGGUAAAUGCUGACCGAAUGUUGGAAAACUGCAUGGUGGGGAUUAUUAGCAACUGAUAGUCUAUAGAACGAUACUAAUGUGCAUAUGAUUGAUGAAGCAAUAAACUCACUUGAAGAACUCCCUCUAUUUAUUAGGCAAUAACACCUGAGAGAUCAGAUAAGUCACAACUUCUGUAUUAGAAACUCCAGCUUGACGCUCUAGUAGACGGUGUCCGCAAUGAUCAAUGUAUUAAGAUCCCAAUCGUGCUUCUCUUUGGGAAUUAUACCCACCAAUUGCUCACGAAGCCCUAUUCCAAUAAGAUGGGGUGACGUGUGCUUGUUUGUGUAGUAUGUGGCAAGAAACUCAUCGUAGAAACCAGCACCGUGGCCGAUCCGCUGCUUUUCGCUGGUGAAGGCAACACCAGGCACUAUUAUAACAUCUAGCUUGCCACCUUCUUCUUCCAUGAUGUCUGGCCCCUCUGUAGGCUCGAGAAGCUGGUACU